Messenger RNA from Pangasianodon hypophthalmus (striped catfish), 3591 nucleotides. RefSeq names its product thiamin pyrophosphokinase 1 (gene tpk1). The record is from RefSeq and is a predicted model, not a curated record. The transcript has 9 exons. Gene Ontology annotation, biological process: thiamine metabolic process; thiamine diphosphate biosynthetic process. Lineage: Eukaryota; Metazoa; Chordata; Actinopteri; Siluriformes; Pangasiidae. Gene Ontology annotation, molecular function: thiamine diphosphokinase activity; ATP binding; thiamine binding. Bases 154 to 909 code for a protein of 251 amino acids.
ACACAGAGUUUAAUCCAGGGACAUUGCUGCUCAUGAAAUAAAACCAAGUCGAGUAAUUGUACACCUUGCUGUCAGUCUCAGUCAGCACUUGGUCUGAUUAAGUCAAGACACUUCUUGUCAAAAAGGCGGUGAACUGCAGCUGAAAUCAGGGACAUGGAUGAAGAGUUCACUCCUUUAGACUGCCUUCUGUCCACAGGAACCCAGAAGAUUUGCCUGGUUAUCCUGAAUCAGCCGCUGGAGUCUCGCUUCUUCCAUGUGCUCUGGAAUAAAGCUGUGAUCCGAGCAUGUGCAGACGGCGGGGCCAACCAUCUUUACCGACUGACAGAGGACCAAAAGGAAAGUUUUCUCCCAGAUUAUAUAAGCGGCGAUUUUGAUUCAAUUACGCCUGAGGUCAAAAAUUUCUACUCAGAAAAGAAGUGCAGGCUGAUUGAAACCGCUGAUCAGGACCUGACAGACUUCACUAAGUGCUUGGUCCUCAUGCUGGAGGAGAUCAAGAAGAGACAAGUGCAGGUGGACACCAUUGUCACGCUAGGAGGCUUAGGAGGGCGAUUUGAUCAGAUCAUGGCUACAGUGGAGACACUUUUUCACAUACAGAAGAUGUCAGAGAUCCCAGUGGUGGUCAUCCAGGAUUCCUCUCUGGCCUGUCUGCUCCGAGAGGGCAGGAAGCACCAGCUGUAUGUGAACACAGGUUUGGAGGGUGAGUGGUGCGGUUUGAUCCCAGUGGGUGGCUCCUGCGUCACCAGCACCUCGGGGCUCAAAUGGAACUUGGAUAACCAUGUGCUGGAGUUUGGGAAGCUCAUCAGCACAUCCAACACGUAUGAAGAGCUUGAUGCCAAAGAGAAGAGAAAACCUGUGACCAUCAGCACAGACAGACCUCUUCUAUGGACUAUGGGUAUUAAAACAGAGUAAAUAAAUAAUUAGGAAGUGGACAUAUACCAAUCAGCCAUAACAUUAAAACCACUGACAGGUGAAUAACAUUCAUUAUCUCGUUACAAAAGUUGAUGUGUUGGAAGCAGGAAAAAUGGGCAAGUGUAGGGAUCGUGCUGCGUAUGGGGCUGCGUGAUAGCAGACUGGUCAGAGUCCCCAUGCUGACCCCUGUCCACUGCCGAAAUCGCCUACAAUUGGUACGUGAGCAUCAGUACUGGACCAUGGAGCAAUGGAAGAAGGUGGCCUGGUCCGAUGAAUCACCAUUUUUUUUUUUUUUUUUUAACAUCAUGUGGACAGCCGAGUGCGUGUCACUUACCUGGGGCACCAGGAUGCACUAUGGGAAGAAGGCAAGCAGGCAGAGGCAGUGUGAUGCUCUGGGCAAUGUUCUGCUGGGAAACCUUGGGUCCUGGCAUUCAUGUGGAUGUUACUUUGACACGUACCACCCACCUAAACAUUGUUGCAGACCAAGUAUGCUCCUUAAUGGCAAUGGUAUUCCUUAAUAGCAGUGGCCUCUUUCAGCAGGAUAAUGCGCCCUGCCACACUGCAAAAAUUGUUCAGGAAUGGUUUGAGGAACAUGACAAAGAGUUCAAGGUGUUGACUUGGCUUCCAAAUUCCGCAGACCUCAAUCCGAUCGAGCAUCUGUGGGAUGUGCUGGACAGACAAGUCUGGUCCAUGGAGGCACCACAACUUACAGGACUUAAACGAUCUACUUAAAGGAACAUCUUGGUGCCAGAUACCACAGCACACCUUCAGAAGUCUUGUAGAAUCCAUGCCUCGAUGGGUCAGAGCUGUUUUGGUGGCACAAUAUUUUAAUGUUAUGUUUAAAUGUUAUGGCUGAUUGAUGUAUAUGUGCCUUACGAUAACCACAAACCUUGUUAAUAAAAGACAAUUCACUUUUUCCACUGAUUUAUUAAAACAAACAAACAAAAAAAAAAUCACAAAACAGAUCAUUCAAUCUACAAAUUCAGUCCCAGUCCAUCAUCCAAUGCUGUUCCAUGCUUCCAAAGAAGUUCAAAAUGGAGUUGAUUCAACCCCCACUGAAAAAGAGGAAAGCAAAAAUCAGGUUGACUGAUCAGAGUCAUGACGCACAACACUUCCACAAGACAGACAUUGGAGCAAGAUUAUACCACAAAAAAAAAAAAAAAAUCACCACGCUGCCAUGUUAACGCCUUUGCCUUUCUUUGCCUCAGUCAGCUGCAGCUGUGCCACAUUUGCUGCUACACACACUAGGACCGGGCAAUAUGAUCAUAUAAUCAAUAUUAUGAUAAAUUGUAUCACAAUAUACUUUUCAGCAAUAUCACAAUAUCAUCAGUUUUUUUGUGUAACAGUUACUGAAUUGAAGCAGCUAACUGAUGGUUAACAUUUUGUGCUAAAUCUUCAGUGUUAAAUAAUGAAGGAUCAUCUAAUUGCACCGCUGUUUUGCUGGCAGCUUUUGAACAAACCUAUUGUAACACUUUUUUUUUUUUUAAAUGUAGAAAUGUCUUGUAUAACGAUAUGAUUUUUUUCCUACACAUAACCCGACCCUAUGUUCACACUAGCAAGCAACAAGUUGUUUGUAGUUGGUGUCAUGUAGUUGGGCAUGCAGCACCUACUAUCUCUGUCACUUGUAGGUGUGUACUGUCCAACCUCUUUUGAAACCACAGUUAAAAAAGUAAAUGGGAACUAACUGCAUGUAGGAACAGUGGGGAACUGAAGAAAAGUCAGACCACAUGCACCAUAGGAUUGGUCUGAGGCAUUACUCAGAUUGCUCAUUUGCAUAGACUUGAGAAAAAAAAUCGAGAAAAUUUAAGUGUCACUUGUUGCAGGAGACUGCGAGUUCAAAUCCCAAAGGGCUUAAACCUUAUAAACGUUAUGGCUAAAUGGCAGACGUUGGCACCUUUGUUACCUGAUCUGCGCACAAGUGGAUCAGAUAGCACCAGUCCUUCCAAUUCAAUCUGCUGCACACAUUUUUUUUAAAUCGUACACUAUUUGGCCAGAAGUUUGCAGACAACUGACCAUCACACCCAUAUGUGGUUCUUCCCCAAACUUUGUUGCCACAAAAUUGUAGGCACACAACUGUCUAGGAUGUCUUUGUAUGCUGUAGCUUUACCAUUUCUCUUCACUGGAAGUAAGAGGCCCAAUCCUGUUCCAGCAUGACAAUGCCCCUGCACAAAGCAAGCUCCAGGAAGAUAUGGUGUGUGAAGGUUGGAGUGGAAGAACUUGAGUGUUCUGCACAGAACCCUGACCUCAGCCCUACUGAACACCUUUGGGCUGAACUGGAACACCGACUGCACCCCAGACCUCCUCACCUAACAAUCAGUGCCUGACCUCACUAAUGCUCUUGUGGCUGAAUGAACACAAAUCCCCAUAACCACGCUCCAAAAUCUAGUGGAAAGACUUUGCAGAAGAGUAGAUUAUUAUAACAGCAAAAAGGGAACUAAAUCUGGAAUGGGAUGUUCAACAAUCACAUAUGGGUGUGAUGGUCAGGUGUCCACAAACUUACACCUUAUAUAGUGUAAUCCAUAUAGUGUAUCUUCUAUCAUUUUAACUUGAGCACUGGAACAUUACCUGAUUACCUGUUUUGAUCAAAAGUAUUUUCAUGUGUAUUGUUGUGUACCUAAUAAACUGCUGAGUAUUUUAAUGCACAAAAAUUAAAAUAAAUAUAAAUUCUGUGUGAAACAAGAA